Calidris pugnax (ruff) is the source of this 2162-nucleotide messenger RNA. RefSeq names its product family with sequence similarity 221 member A (gene FAM221A). Bases 41 to 931 code for a protein of 296 amino acids. The transcript has 7 exons. The record is from RefSeq and is a predicted model, not a curated record. Lineage: Eukaryota; Metazoa; Chordata; Aves; Charadriiformes; Scolopacidae.
CUCGCCCAGCGCGCCCGGCCCGAAGGCGGCGGGGCGGGCCAUGGAGCGGCUGCAGGUGGAUGCGGCGGCCCUGGAGGAGUACGCGGAGUACCGGCGAAUUGUAGGUGAUGAUGAUGGAGGAAAGCUCUUUACCCCUGAGGAAUACGAGGAGUACAAAAGAAAAGUAUUACCAAUUCGGUUACAGAACAGGUUGUAUGUGAGCUGGAGAUCGCCAACCGGCAUGGACUGUAAGCUGGUGGGACCAGAGACACUGUGCUUUUGCACUCACCGGUAUAAGCAACACAAAACGGACUAUGAAGUGAUCCCCAAAGAACGUCCUAUUCCUGUGCCUUGCAGAGCGAGCCGCUGCCCCUGCCAGUCCUAUCACUACGUCCCUCUCAACGGCACGCAGCCCAUCCGUUGCAGAUGCAAACACUUUGCUGAUCAGCACAGUGCAGCACCUGGAUUUUCCUGUAACUCUUGUUCCAAGUGUUCAGGCUUUCACAGCUGCUUCACCUGUGCCUGUGGUCAGCCCACAUACGCUCAUGAGACCGUGGUGGAAACUAAAGAAGAGCGCUUGGCCCAGGGAAAGCCCGUGGGGCAGGACGUUCCUUACGCCGCUAUGGGAGGGCUGACUGGUUUUAGCUCACUAGCAGAAGGCUACAUGAGGCUGGAUGACAGCGGAAUAGGGGCUCCUUCUGCUGAACUUUUAGAAUCCCCUGUUACCAGCAUGGAUCAUCCAUUUCUAAAAGCAUUUCAGGGACCUUCUAGUUCUGCUCAAACCAUCUCACAGAUAGCAGGUGCUUCCAGUGCCAUAAGGCAAGUUUCUCAUGGAAAGCAAUCAGAAGAUGAGGACAUGGCUUACUUUGAAAAGCGUUAUCAAGAACGGCUGAAAAAGGAGAAGGCUGCUAAACGGAAGGAGAAAAGUCCAGUACCAUCAAAGAAGCCAUGAGAUUAAUAAAGAAGUAGUUCUUAUAUGGCACUGUGUUAAUUGUUGUAUUGGAGAGUAGUUUUUGCUGUGCCUACCUGCAUACUUGUAUUUCUUCAUUUCUUUAUUCUGCUCUUUUGGUCUGUUGCUGAAAUUAAUUUUUAAUUGUCUUGUUGUAAUAAAAUUGGUACUUUAAUUGAUGUGUUUCUAAUCUCCCAAACUAUUACAUAGAUACUCCUUUGAGAAUCGAAAAUCAUAUUUAGAGAUUUACAAAACUGUUACUUAAGAUCUGAGAGAAUAAGCAUGUGUUUAAGUAUUACAUUGUAGUAAGGCAAAGAAAAUCCCAUUUCCAACUUUUAUGAUGCACUUUCUUUAUUUGUAGAGUCCUUGGAACUCAUCUUAUUCAUGCAUUUUUACUUGGUGGGAUUUAUUCUGUUACUAUUGACAUUUUAACCUUUUCUUCAAAUCUUUUUUUUUUUUCCUCUUCGUUUAAUCACCUUUACGCAAAAUUCAAACAUGCCCUCCUUCUCUCCCACUUCUUGCCAAUGUAUAAAUAUUUUUUACAUGUGAGGUUCUGUAUGUGUGUAAACCCAUUUCCACACACACUGACUUGAGGGGACCCUGCUUGUAUGAUUUAUGCUGGAUUUCUCUGGAAAGGAAUCCUCCUCUGCCAGGAGGAGGGUUCUCCCAAUUCUGUUUGUCUGAUACAGUCCAUACCAAUGUUUCUAUUACACUUAACUUCUGAAAUCAUUAUGUGGAAAUGGAUAUGCUAUUUAUUGCAUGUAAACAAAUCUAGAGUUUGAUGUAAGCUUAUUUGUCUAACAGAUACUCUUUUGUCGUGUCUAAUCCAACACAGAUCGAGUCCCUCAAGAAGGGAGAAGAGCUUUUGUAUUCUUUGUCCAUAUUCAAAGCUGUGGCAGCAUAUGUUGUGCUAAAGGUAGGGGACAGGAAAAUAUAAAAUUUGUUAACUUUGUGUGGUGGUCUAAAUCUGUGAAGCAGCACAGCAAGAAUGUGGUACAGAGUAACGGGCAGAGGCUGCAGCUUUGGAGGCAAAAGCAGAGCCUGAGCUAAUUUUGUUAGUCUCCUCUAAAAACAGAGAGGUCUAAGGCCGUUUGUCCUUAAAAACACUUGAAGAUGUCUCUUGGACGGAAGACUUUUGCGGUGGUACAUGUGUACUGAGACCUUUAGCUUUAAAUUCAAUAGUAUAACAUACUGCUUUAACUUAAUAAAGAUGAAUAUUAUUUUGAGCUCCCUC